Triplophysa dalaica is the source of this 2158-nucleotide messenger RNA. It is a transcript of the gene gorasp1b, whose product is annotated as golgi reassembly stacking protein 1b. The coding region runs from base 73 to 1056 and encodes 327 amino acids. The transcript is spliced from 9 exons. The record is from RefSeq and is a predicted model, not a curated record. Gene Ontology annotation, molecular function: protein binding. Gene Ontology annotation, cellular component: Golgi apparatus. Gene Ontology annotation, biological process: Golgi organization. NCBI's taxonomy places the organism in Eukaryota, Metazoa, Chordata, Actinopteri, Cypriniformes, Nemacheilidae.
UGAUUAAUAUUCAUGAGCCGAUCUCGUGCUGCAGCGUGAUUGGUGCUCAUUACCGGCGACUGCAGUUUCACCAUGGGUUUGAUUCAGAGCGUGUUUACUGCAGAGAGCGGCUAUCACGUGCACGGGAUUCAGGAGAAUUCACCAGCUCAGAGAGCCGGACUGGAGCCUUUCUUUGACUUCAUUCUGUCUGUAGGACACGCACGGCUGAAUAAAGACAACAGUAUGCUGAAAGAUCUUCUGAAGGCCAACAUCGAGAAGCCUGUGAAGAUGGAGGUGUACAGCAGUAAAGUGAUGAAGAUCAGAGAGCUGGAGGUCAUCCCCAGUAACAUGUGGGGUGGUCAGGGAUUACUGGGCGCCAGCGUCCGAUUCUGCACCUUUCAUGGGGCCAAUCACAACGUCUGGCAUGUGUUGGAAGUGGAACCCAAUUCACCGGCCGCUUUGGCUGGACUGAAGCAGUAUUCAGAUUACAUCGUUGGUGCGGAUCAGGUGCUACAGGCAUCGGAGGAUUUCUUCAUGCUGAUCGAAGCGUCAGAGGGGAAAGCAUUGAAACUUCUGGUGUAUAACACAGAGAGAGACGACUGCAGGGAGGUUCACAUCACUCCUAAUGGAGCGUGGGGAGGAGAGGGAAGUCUUGGUUGUGGCAUUGGGUUCGGCUACCUGCACCGCAUCCCCACACGAUCGCUUGCAUCCAAACAACAGCACGACACCCAUCCAGCAUCAGAAACCCUGGAGGAAAGGCCCAGUUCUGAAACAUUUUUAGAGGAUUUCUCUGAUGCGUCGGGCUUUGAUUUGACAGCAGACGCUUCUGGGCAUAAGACCGACUUUCAAGUUUCAACACCAUUAGAGAAACACUGUGAGAAAGCUUGCGUAAAGGAUGAUGAUGAUGGAGAAGUCUACAGUGGUGAGGAUGUUUCUGUCAUCAUCAGCCUCUCUGAAAACAGCACGGUCACACCAGACGUCCAGAAGAAUGACUCUGGGAUCCACAGUGUUGAAGAAGGAACAAUGGCCUUAAAUACGGAUGCAAAAUGCGAUGAGAUGAAAACAUUUCCACAGUGACGUCAAGCCACGCACACAUCAUCACACCUUCUGCUUCAUAUAAAUAAUGAUUAAGAUUAUAUAUUACUUAAUCAAGCAACUUCAUUGAAACCAUUUACUUGUAUUUGCACAGUUAAAAUUGAAGAUUAUACAGAAGUCAACGGAGAAUUCAUUCAGUUAGACGAAGUGUGACUGUUGUACACAAUCCUGCUUUAUAGAUUGUUGUUUUUGUUGCUUGAAAUUCUAAACUUCAUGUAAAAUAUGCAGUUUCUCUGGGCAUAAAGACCAAAAAAAUGAAUGAUGGAGGAAGUUGCAUCAACACGUCACCCUUAUGUACAUGUCACGAAUCUUAAAAAUAAGCUUAAUUUCUUCAAGCAAAGUAUAAUGUGUAAAGGUUCAAUGAGAUUUCACAGCCAUCUGUAGAUCACACCUGUGAAAUCUGAAGAUUAUAUCAGUGAUCUCUCUGGACAGACUCUUUAAAGACUUUUGCUAAAACAACUCAAUGAAUUAUUUCAUAAAUAUAAUGUCAGAGAUAACAUAAAAUCUUACAUGUACAGUAUACACACACACACAAGUGCGAAUUUAAAGCCAUACUGCUCAAGUGCUGUUUUUGUGUCAUGUUUAUAUUUGACACACAAGUAUUAUUGAAUCAUAACUCCACAUUUUCAUUCCAGUAAGAGAGAAUUCUCGUCGUGUGAAUCACCCGUGAUCACAUCACACCAGUCAGAAACACUCAACACUUACCUGUGACAUGUUGACAUAUGCAAACGCAGACACUGGUUUCAGCUUCUGAAAAUGUUCAAUAUACAGAAGUUAAACACAGAGAACAGUCACAGCUGACAUGCGGCAUUAACUUCAUUUAGUGUUAUACCAAAAAUAUAAUAAAUACUUGCACAGUAUAUGUCUACUGUUUUAUACCAAUGCACUUUAAAUAAUGACAUCAUCAAUGUAAGCAUCAUUUCAGUUGUCAGAGAGUCGCAGAACAUUCCUGGGAUCAUAUAAUACACUGUUCAAUAAAUGUGAGCUAUGAAUAACUGCGUCAAAGCUUUUGUUUGUUCAAAUACACAACCAUUAACCUUUUAAUGGCAUUUCAAUUUAAAAGCUAUAAUGAAAGUAUAAAUUA